UUAUUCUAUUUGCCUGUACCUCACCCAGAUCACAUUGCCUCCUACGCCAGCACAGUCAUCGAGUGCAAUCCGCCUCCAGCCAUUGACGCCUACACAUUGCCCUCGCCCCCAAACACCCCCGCCAACCGCUCGCGCAUGAGCAGCGGUCACACCGAGCCCCCAACGGUCGUGGUCCCGCCCCUGAACGACUUUAUCCGUCUCCUGGUCAUCAACUCGAAUGUCCAGGCUUCCACUCUGCUUCCCACGCUCGUCUACCUCGAGCGUCUGAAAUACAAGCUGCCAGUAGCUGCCAAGGGGAUGCACUGCACAUGCCAUCGUGUCUUCCUUGCCACGCUUAUUGUCGCCGCGAAAUACCUGAACGACCAGUCACCCAAGAACAAGCACUGGUCCGCACACUCCAACGUCUUCUCGGUUGGAGAGGUCAACCUGAUGGAGAAGCAAUUGCUCUCACUCCUCGAUUUUGAUCUGCGCAUCACUGAGGAAGACCUUGCCUCAAGUCUCCAGGGCUUCCUA
Gamsiella multidivaricata is the source of this 513-nucleotide messenger RNA. RefSeq lists its product as uncharacterized. The transcript is spliced from 2 exons. Gene Ontology annotation, biological process: regulation of cyclin-dependent protein serine/threonine kinase activity. Lineage: Eukaryota; Fungi; Mortierellomycota; Mortierellomycetes; Mortierellales; Mortierellaceae. Gene Ontology annotation, cellular component: nucleus; cyclin-dependent protein kinase holoenzyme complex. Gene Ontology annotation, molecular function: protein kinase binding; cyclin-dependent protein serine/threonine kinase regulator activity. The record is from RefSeq and is a predicted model, not a curated record. The annotation marks the transcript as partial.